CGGGCCGCGGGGCACAUGCCAUGUGACGUGACCCCACCGCCACUCCCUUCCCUCACCUACAGCUGUUAAUUUGCUCCCUCGUCUCCUCUCUCUACGCUGCUUCUUUCUUCCUGCUGCUUCUCUCUCUAGCUGCCCAUCUCUUGCUCACUCCCUCCUUCCCCCACUCUCCCCUCCCCCUCCUCUCUCUCCUCCUAUCUCGUCGGCUCCUCCACCUUCCGCGACCCGCUUCUUUAAUGGUUUUAAGAUAGUGUGCUAGCUCAUGGAAUCUUUGGGGUUGGUGACGGUAGUUUCGCUGUUCGUCGUCGUAGCGGUUUCCGCCGCCGCCGCCGACGACGACGCCCAGAUGCUGGAGCAGUUCAAGGCGGCGGUGCCGAGCCAUCCGGAGCUCCGAGGGUGGAGCGCCGCCGAAGGCGCGUGCAGGUUCCCCGGCGCGGGCUGCAGGGGCGGGAGGCUCACGUCGCUGUCGCUCGCCGGCGUCUCGCUCAAUGCCGACUUCCGCGCCGUCGCGGGCACCCUGCUGCAGCUGGGCAGCCUUGAGGUGCUCAGCCUCCGCGGCGCCAACGUCAGCGGCGCGCUGGCCGUGGCGGGGGGCGCCAGGUGCGGGAGCAAGCUGCAGACGCUGGACCUGUCCGGGAAUGCUGGGCUCCGGGGCUCCGUCGCCGACGUGGAGGCUCUGGCCGCCGUCUGCGGCGGGCUGAGAACCCUGAACCUCUCCGGCGAUGGGGUUGGUGUGAAGUCUGGCGGCGGUGGCGGCUCGGGAUUUGCCGGGCUAGACGCUCUUGACUUGUCCAACAACAAGAUCUCCAGCGACGGAGACCUCCGGUGGAUGCUGGGUGCCGGUGUGGGGUCAGUCCGGUGGCUGGACCUCUCCGGAAACAAGAUCUCUGGCGGGUUCACGGAGUUCACCAACUGCUCUGGGCUGGAGUACCUCGACCUCUCCGGUAACCUCAUCGCCGGCGAGGUGGCCGGCGGGUCCCUAUCCAACUGCCGUGCCUUGAGGACGCUUAACCUCUCAGGCAACCACCUCGUCGGUGCGUUCCCGCCGGACGUCGCCGGCCUCACGUCGCUCACCAUGCUCAACCUGUCCAACAACAACUUCUCCAACGAGCUCCCCGGCGACGCUUUCACCGGGCUGCAACAGCUCAAGGUGCUCUCCCUCUCCUUCAACCACUUCAACGGCAUCAUCCCGGCUUCCGUGGCCGCGCUGCCGGAGCUCGAUGUGCUCGACCUCAGCUCCAACCACUUCUCCGGCACCAUCCCUUCGUCCAUCUGCCAAGACCCCAACUCCAGCCUCCGCAUGCUGUACCUCCAGAACAACUACCUCACCGGCUCCAUCCCGGAGUCAAUCUCCAAUUGCACCAGGCUCGAAUCUCUCGACCUCAGCCUCAAUAACAUCAACGGGUCCCUAUCUGCAUCCCUCGGCGCGCUCGGCGAGCUCCGGGACCUCAUCCUGUGGCAGAACGAGCUGGAGGGCGAGAUACCGGCGUCCCUGUCAAGCAUGCAGAAGCUCGAGCAUCUCAUCCUCGACUACAACGGACUCACUGGCAGCAUCCCGCCGGAACUGGCGAAGUGCAAGCAGCUGAAUUGGAUAUCCUUGGCGAGCAACCGGCUGUCCGGGCCCAUCCCGUCGUGGCUCGGGCAGCUCAGCAACUUGGCCAUCUUAAAGCUCAGCAACAAUUCCUUCUCGGGGCCAAUACCAUCGGAGCUUGGGGACUGUCAGAGCUUGGUUUGGCUGGACUUGAACAGCAAUCAGCUCAAUGGGUCGAUACCGGCGGAGCUGGCAAAGCAUUCUGGGAAGAUGACCGUCGGCCUCGUCAUUGGGCGGCCGUAUGUGUAUCUUCGCAACGACGAGCUGAGCAGCGAGUGUCGCGGCAAGGGGAGCUUGCUAGAAUUCACCAGCAUCCGAUCGGAAGACCUCAGCCGGAUGCCGAGCAAGAAGUUGUGCAACUUCACUCGGAUGUACAUGGGGAGCACGGAGUAUACCUUCAAUAAGAAUGGAUCCAUGAUAUUCCUGGAUUUGUCAUUUAAUCAGCUUGAUUCAGAGAUCCCGAAGGAGCUUGGGAACAUGUACUACCUCAUGAUCAUGAAUCUUGGGCACAACCUACUGUCUGGCGUCAUCCCACCAGAACUAGCCGGUGCCAAGAAGCUUGCGGUACUCGACCUGUCGCACAACCAGUUGGAAGGGCCUAUACCUGGCUCUUUCUCCUUACUGUCCUUGUCUGAGAUCAACCUGUCCAAUAAUCUGCUGAAUGGGUCGAUUCCGGAGCUCGGUUCACUUGCUACAUUCCCCAAGAGCCAGUAUGAGAAUAACUCUGGUCUUUGUGGCUUCCCGCUGCCGGCAUGCGACCACAAUGCUGGGCCAAGUGCUUCCGACGAUCACCAAUCACACCGGAAGCAGGCAUCACUCGCGGGUAGUGUUGCUAUGGGACUCUUGUUCUCCCUGUUCUGUAUAUUCGGAAUUGUCAUCAUAGCCAUAGAGAGCAAGAAGCGGAAGCAGAAGAAUGAAGAGGCAAGUAGCUCCCGUGACAUAUACAUUGAUAGCUGCUCACAUUCUGGUACUAUGAAUUCCAAUUGGAGACUUUCCGGUACGAAUGCCCGCAGCAUCAACCUUGCUGCAUUCGAGAAGCCACUGCAGAAACUCACCUUGGGUGAUCUUGUUGAGGCCACAAAUGGCUUCCACAAUGAUAGCCUAAUCGGCUCUGGUGGCUUUGGGGAUGUCUACAAGGCCCAGCUCAAGGAUGGGAGGAUUGUCGCAAUCAAGAAGCUAAUACACGUGAGUGGCCAGGGUGAUCGGGAGUUUACUGCAGAAAUGGAGACCAUUGGCAAGAUCAAACACCGCAACCUUGUUCCUCUCCUUGGCUACUGCAAGGUUGGUGAUGAGCGGCUGUUGGUGUAUGAUUACAUGAAGUUUGGCAGCCUGGAGGAUGUGUUACACGACCGCAAAAAGACCGGGAUGAAGCUGAAUUGGACAGAAAGGCGAAAGAUCGCAAUCGGGGCUGCAAGGGGAUUGGCAUUCCUCCACCACAACUGCAUUCCACACAUCAUCCACCGAGACAUGAAGUCAAGCAAUGUGCUGAUUGAUGAGAGUUUGGAAGCAAGGGUAUCUGAUUUUGGUAUGGCGAGGAUGAUGAGUGUGGUGGACACACACCUGAGCGUGUCCACUCUUGCCGGCACGCCGGGGUAUGUGCCACCCGAGUACUACCAGAGCUUCCGAUGCACCACCAAGGGUGACGUGUACAGCUAUGGUGUUGUAUUGCUUGAGCUACUCACCGGGAAACCUCCGACGGACUCAACAGACUUCGGCGAGGACAAUAAUCUUGUAGGAUGGGUCAAGCAGCACACAAAGUUGAAGAUCACCGAUGUGUUUGAUCCUGAGCUGCUAAAGGAGGAUCCAACCCUGGAGCUUGAGCUGCUGGAGCACUUGAAAAUUGCUUGUGCUUGCUUGGAUGACAGGCCAUCGAAGCGGCCAACAAUGCUAAAGGUUAUGACAAUGUUCAAGGAGAUCCAGGUCGGAUCAACGGUCGACUCAAAGACCUCGUCGGCAUGCACGGGAUUGAUCGAUGAUGGAGGUUUCGGGGUCGUGGAGAUGACCCUAAAGGAAGAGAAGGAGGAGAAGGAUUAGAGCGACCACCAACACGCAAGAAACUGCCCACGGUGAGCCGCAGCUACACCGCCCGCUAGAGGCAAAAUGCCCGUAGGAAUCAGUUCGUCAGGUGAUACCAUUUGAAGUUUCUUCGUGAGCUUAGCAUUCCCUUCUGAUGGUACAAGACAAAAGUUUUCCCUCGUACCUUCGUCAGCAGUUGUUAUGUACCUAUGGGAGUAGGCCUAUUUUCAUUUCUUUUUUCCACCUUUGUUCAUCUCUUCUCAUCACACUUCAGGAAGAGAGCUUUGUAUGUACAUAUAUAAAUGGUGAAUUUUCUUCGGUGCAAAAUCCACUUGGUCCAUUUCUCACUGUCAAAUUUUACCCUCUUGCGGUUUAACAGUGUUGUAAAUAAGUCGUACUCAAUGUACAUCAGUACAUCAAAAUGCAUCAACAA
Messenger RNA from Phragmites australis (common reed), 4037 nucleotides. RefSeq names its product brassinosteroid LRR receptor kinase BRI1-like. The transcript has a single exon. Gene Ontology annotation, biological process: hormone-mediated signaling pathway; protein phosphorylation. Gene Ontology annotation, cellular component: plasma membrane. Gene Ontology annotation, molecular function: ATP binding; protein binding; protein kinase activity. The record is from RefSeq and is a predicted model, not a curated record. The coding region runs from base 260 to 3622 and encodes 1120 amino acids. Lineage: Eukaryota; Viridiplantae; Streptophyta; Magnoliopsida; Poales; Poaceae.